GGCCAUAGUGGAACCAAGUAAAAAGGGUUCGGUACGCCAGUCAAGCCCGUCCAGUUUUUAUUGCCUUCUGGCAAUUGGGGGGAACUGUAACUUAGAGGCAGCUGUUGGAUCUCUAUCCGCAGUCGCACCCACGACUAACUCUGCCAUUCGCGCUUCUCCGCUCGAACGUGAACGUCCGCCGUCCGCGUUACCAUUUUUCCUAUACAGUGUGUGUAGUGAGUGCAUUUCAUUAUCUAAAUCCUCAACCAUGGUCGGCACCAUGAACAGAAUCAAGAAUAAACUGCGCAGUAGUCGACUGCACAAAAAGGAGGGCGCGUGGGCGCUGGACGAGGACUCGCUGCGUCUCAAGCAGACGCAGGACGACGACCCCGUGCGCUUCGACCGCAGCACGACGCUGGCGGAUACCGUCAAUGUGACGGACGACGUGGAGGAAAUGUUCUACGGCCGCAGCACGUCCAAUACCUCCUCGGACAUGCCGCAGUACCGCACGACAGAGCAGAUUCGCGCCAACAACAUGACGCUCUCAGCACUCCACGAAGACGUCGAGGCCAGUAAUGUCAGCAACGUCAGCAGCAGCUUCUCGCAGUUCUCAACCACGACGCCUAGCAACUAUGCAGCCUCCACGCCUGGGAAUUUCUCCAGUACCUACCACGGCUUCAACACGGUCCACAGCACAACAGGCACGUCACGUGCUGUCAGUGGAGACUUCGAACUGGAACGUCUUCGCUCUGAGGUGCUGGAGGUUAAAGAAGAGGUCAAAGCCAUUCGACGAGAAGUCAUGAACGAGCUACACGUGACGCGAUACGACGUGCUCAAGGAGUUGGCGCUUCUCAAGGGCGCCAUCGCUCAGUUGACUGCGACACAGCACAGUGCGCCCCCGUCGGUAUCAUCUACAGAGAGCUCGUCAUCAGACCCUUUGUCGGCUGAAGAGCGCGCUGCUCUGACGCGUCAGACGUCCACCAAGACGUCACAAGCCACACGUGAUCGUCUCGCUGCGUCUCGUACUAAUAUCCACAAGACGCCGCCACCUGCAGCGCGGGCCAGUGUGAGACUAACACAAUUGGCACCUGUGGCAGACAAUGCACUGUCGACGCCCUUGAGUCCACAGCAGAUCAACGAGAUGUUCCCACUCAUCGACUUUACGUCGGAGCUUGCAGCACACGCUCGUGGCUUGACUCCUGGUACUCGUACAUGGGCGUUAACCCGUGUGGAAGAGUGGCUGGAUGCUCGGUUUAAUGUCGGCAAUGACACACUCCUGGCUGUCGUCGGAGAGGGAGGAACCGGUAAAAGCGCCUUUUGUGGUACAGUGGCUCAGCAGUUCCGUGGGAAUCUGUUGGCUGCGCACUGCUGUCAAUUCGACCGUAAGAGCAAGAGCAGUCCCAGAAAUGUGCUGCUGUCUAUGGUGCAUCAGCUUGUGGAUAACUUACCGUCGUUCAAGAACCAACUGGCCAGACUAAACCUCAAGUAUGUGCUGGAAGAAGCAGACCCGUUCCUACUGGCUGGUAAAGUGCUGGUGGACCCGUUGAAUGCUAUGGAGGAGCCCAUGCACGCUACGUUCAUGUUGGUGGACGGAAUCGACCAGUGCGCGGCCGGAUUGAACGGCCGCAAUGAGCUGCUGGAGUUCUUCGCUCAAGUGAUUCCUCAACUCCCAUCGUGGGUCGGAUUCCUGAUAUCAUCAAAGCCGUCGUCCAAGCUGGCUAAGCGCCUUCCAGUAUCGUCGGUAUUGGACUUCAGUGCCAAGAACGGAGCGUUCGUAGCUGACGUGUCUUCGAUUGUCGAUGAUAUCGCUCGAAACUUCAGCGAUGACGACACUGCAGAGGCCAAGAAGGUGCUGAAGAAGAAGAGUGGUGGGAACUUUGCCUACUUGGAGUUCACCAAGCAGGCUCUAUCACAUCCGGGAAUGGCAGCUGCAAGUAAGGAAGGUGCAGUACCGCUCGAAGUUCUCCAUGAGUUACCGGAGACUUUGUACGACAUUUAUGCUGAGAUCUUCGAGGACAAGUUCGGACAGGGACGUGCUCGCGUGUGGGGCAAGGCCAAACCCCUGUUACAGCUGAUUGUUGGUGCAGCAGCAGGUCCGUACUCGCCCAUGACGGAGGAACAGGCUAAGGAGCACUUCAAGUUCACAGCUGAAGACCUGCGGAUGUUGCGUCGAUCCUUCGUGGACCUUGUGGCAGUAAAGCACGGUGCAUACCGUAUCGAGAGCUCUGCGUUGUGCGCGUGGCUGAGUGACCCUGCUCGGUCUGAAGAGCAGUUUUACUUCAGCAUUGACGACGCGCUGCAAGCUCUGCGUAAAAUGCGCCGUGUCAGUUCCAGUGGCUCCAGUAGCGGCCACUCCGGCAGCUCGUCGGACGGUAAAGCCACUCACAGAGCGAGCAGCAGGGUAAAAACAUCCAGCAAGACGCACCAGCGAGCACACACACGUCACGAGCCCCGUGCCAAUCCGGACUUCAAACCCGUGGGUAUUCUCAAGCGCAACAAGUUGUAGAUGAAUUGUGUAAGGCUUUUGUGGACACCUUUUGACCCAAAUAAGUAUUGGAUGUUUGCUAUCACUUUAUCGGCGUCGUCGCUGCAU
Molecule: messenger RNA, 2572 nt
Organism: Phytophthora nicotianae INRA-310
Lineage: Eukaryota; Oomycota; Peronosporomycetes; Peronosporales; Peronosporaceae
Exons: 1
Coding region: 248-2485 (745 amino acids)
Source: RefSeq, a predicted model, not a curated record